AUGAGCUUCGAGAUUGAACAGCCCUUUGGCAAACUUGACUAUGCUGCGCUGAGUGUAGGUUUUCAAUCCAGCACUCAGGGUAACCGGCCCCAGCAUGGUGUUGUGGUAACCAGUGAUCACGGAUCUCGAACUGAAAUGGGCAGUAAUGCCCGUGGAGUUAAUAUUUCAACGUCCAUCGGCGGACAAGGAGGCGAUACGCUGCGUAGGAGCAUAACAUGGAUGGUCAACCAAGCUUCAAAUGAACCAAAACCAUUGCUUUCUUGGGAGAUUUGGGUGACGCUGAGACACGAUGGAGAUGCCCUUUUUAUCAUCAGUUCAGAUGUCUCCUGUCAACUGCAGGGACCGAAUAGAAUAUGGGCAUUGUGGCCAAAGAGCCCUAUUCAACCGAGAACUGUCCAACCACAAGAAGACCAAGGCACAGAGCUAUUACGACAACUCGACUUCAAGUUUGAAACCGGGGGUAUUGCAACAAAUUACUGCUGCCCCGACUCAGAUGCCCUCGUUUCCGACUGGGUUUAA
This is a messenger RNA of Penicillium malachiteum, 519 nucleotides long. RefSeq lists its product as uncharacterized. The transcript has a single exon. Lineage: Eukaryota; Fungi; Ascomycota; Eurotiomycetes; Eurotiales; Aspergillaceae. Bases 1 to 519 code for a protein of 172 amino acids. The record is from RefSeq and is a predicted model, not a curated record.